Messenger RNA from Phlebotomus papatasi, 1766 nucleotides. It is a transcript of the gene Sans, whose product is annotated as pre-mRNA splicing regulator USH1G. The transcript has 7 exons. The coding region runs from base 240 to 1691 and encodes 483 amino acids. The record is from RefSeq and is a predicted model, not a curated record. Lineage: Eukaryota; Metazoa; Arthropoda; Insecta; Diptera; Psychodidae. Gene Ontology annotation, molecular function: protein binding.
AUCGCGAUCGUCUACCUCUAGUACUUCCAGUCAGUCUUUCUCGAGUAACGGUACGAGUGAGAUCGCACAGGAGUAGUUCCCCGGAAAGUGUUGUGGUCAAAGGAAAACCACGAUCAGGUGCAUCAGCAGAGAAAGAAGUGAUAGCUGGGUGAAGAUCGAGUGAUCGAGUGCAGUGGAAUAAAUUUUGCCUCAGACAUUUUUUGGAUAUUCGCGAAAGCUGAUGGGAUAGAAGCUAAGUCAUGUCGUCGGAUCGUUUUCACAAAGCUGCUAGAGAUGGCCUUCUGGACGUCCUUAAGGAAGGUACAGCCAAAGAACUCAACACAAGAGAUGCCACCGGGAUGACCCCAGUCCAUUGUGCUGCCUUUGUAGGUCGCUUAGAUGUUCUUCGACUGCUCGUUGGAAGAGGAGGAAAUCCAGACAAAACGGAUUACUAUGGGAAUACAGCACUUCAUAUUGCAGCUGCCAAAGGUCAUAUGCAAUGUGUGGAUUUUUUGGUGAAAUUUGGCGUUAAUCUCUACGCGAAAGAUAUUGAAAGACACAAUGCAAAGCAUUUGGCGUGCUUGAACAAUAGAGAGGAUAUCCUUAUCUAUCUCGAUAGCGCAAUUGCUAAUUUGGAACUGACGGACAGGAAGAAAGCGAAAGCCCUGCAGGAGACAGCAGAGAAAGACUGUGUGAAGGUGAUUGCCAAGUACAACAAGUAUCAGCAACGGAUGAAUCAGGAGAAUGACGAUGAUGUCCAUACAAUGCCCCAUCGCACGUCCACUGUUCUCAGAGCAAUGCGCAAACUUCCGCUGGGCGGAAGUAAGCGUGAUGCAUCAGCCACCGAAGCGAGUCAGCAGAACAAUAGGGCCAACUACAGUUCCCACGUGCGUGGUACUUUCUCGCGAUCGCGUGGUGUUCAGCGACACAUUCCCCAGUGGAUGCGCCAUGCACCCAAGGACGCCGUUGCGGAUGACUUCCGGGUGAGGAAGAUGGAUCAAUCGGGGAAGCUUACGGUGAGCUCUCUCCAAGGAACACGGAGAGGCUCAGAGGUGCUCUACGUGGGCACACAUACCUCAACAAAUGGGGCCAAGGGGGAACGUGGUCGCAUCAGGGAUGUCUUUGAAGUUGGCACAAUCAGCAAUGACGAAGAUGACACAGAGUCUCUUCAAAAUUCCUACGGAAAUCUCUCCAGAUCCGUUAGUCAACCGGAUUUCCUUGCUGCUGUAACCAAUGGGGAUGAUCUCAGUGAGGAAGUCACUAUGCAGAGACCUUCAGGACUUUUCAAUAGGCCCUCACUAGGAACUCUAGCCUUCAGACGCUCUGUAACUGCAACACUGUCUCAGAUUGCCCCAGAUGUCUCGUCCAUUGACUCUAAUGACUCCCGGAAAAGAAAGCCACAGAAGAUAAAGCCAAGGAAUCAGUUUGUUCUCUCUGACAGUGACACAGAUGUAGCAAGUUCCAGUGACACAGAUGAUCAAGAAGACGGUCAAACUCCCUUAGAACGAUUUCUACUGGCUUUCGGUCUGCAAGAGUACUACCCAAUCUUCGAGAAGGAAAAAAUCACACUAGAUAUCUUAAUGAUUCUUAAGGAAGUCGACAUUGAGAAGCUUCAACUGCCACUGGGACCAUUCAGAAAGCUCAUGAAUGCUAUUGAGGACCGCAGGAAUGCCCUAAGUAAUCCAGGAGCAAUCACAGAUAGUCGUUUGUAAAGCAAAGGUUGCCGUUAGAGUAUCUUUAUUGUCCAACUGAUCUUGAAUAAAGAAUUGUCGCAGGGAAAAUUAAAA